AUGUCUUCAUCGUCUACUGGAACGCUUCCUCCCAUUCAUGAUUUGGCUCCUCUCAUGAGGAAUCCAAAUAAUCCAGUUGUAUUUUUCGAUGUUAGUAUUGGAGGUCAUGCAGCAGGAAGAAUUAAAAUUGAAUUAUAUGCAGAUGUGGUACCCAAGACUGCUGAGAAUUUCCGACAGUUUUGCACUGGAGAGCAUUUAAAGAAUUCAAUUCCGACAGGAUAUAAAGGAUGUUCAUUUCAUAGAGUCAUUAAAGAUUUCAUGAUUCAAGGAGGAGAUUUUGUGAAUGGAGAUGGAACAGGAUCAUACUCAAUUUUCGGAUCAAAUCAAUUCGAUGAUGAAAAUUUUACUUUGAAACAUGAUCGCCCUGGAAUAGUGUCCAUGGCCAAUAGUGGACCCAAUACAAACGGAUGUCAAUUCUUUAUUACAACCACAAAAACUCCAUGGCUUGAUGGUAAACAUGUUGUUAUUGGAGCUGUUUUGAAAGGUUUUGAAGUUGUCAGAAAAGUGGAGGCUGUUGCUGUCUAUGGUAAAUCAAAUAAGCCAAAAGUAUCCUGUGUGAUUACAGAAUGUGGAGAGUUAUAG
Molecule: messenger RNA, 582 nt
Organism: Naegleria fowleri
Lineage: Eukaryota; Heterolobosea; Eutetramitea; Acrasida; Naegleriidae
Exons: 1
Coding region: 1-582 (193 amino acids)
Biological process (GO): protein peptidyl-prolyl isomerization; protein folding
Cellular component (GO): intracellular membrane-bounded organelle
Molecular function (GO): peptidyl-prolyl cis-trans isomerase activity
Source: RefSeq, a predicted model, not a curated record